AUGACGCAACCCCAACUCCAAACCAAACCAAACCAGCCUAUCGACGGUGCACCACAGGCAAAAAAAAACCAAAGAGCCCCGAGGAAGAGGAAGACAGUGCACCGCAACAGUCCAGUCAACACAUGGCCCAAUAGUCUGGUCAACACGCGGGCCAAGACUCCAAUCAACAUGUACAUGAUUCCAGCGGAAGAAACCAUAGCAAGACAGAAGAGGGAGAGAGACGAGGCCAUCAAGAGGGUGUCGUUGAGAGAUGCCGAAAUGCUGAAAAAGUGGCAUGAGCAAGUGGAGAGGACCAGCAAGAGGGCCAGAGAUGACGAGGAGGUAGAUAUUGUGGAACCCGCUGCCAAGAUGAUGCGCACAGGAAAGGAGAGGGCUGUGGAUGAAGAUGAGGAUGAUGAGGUGGUGAUUGUGGAACCCCCAGCUAGAAAUGAGAAGGAGAUGGAGGAAAGGCGGCUGAGGAACAUGCAGGAGAGACAGUUGAGGUUGAAAAAAGCUGGACUUUCGAUGUCAUAG
Suillus subalutaceus is the source of this 513-nucleotide messenger RNA. RefSeq lists its product as uncharacterized. The coding region runs from base 1 to 513 and encodes 170 amino acids. Lineage: Eukaryota; Fungi; Basidiomycota; Agaricomycetes; Boletales; Suillaceae. The record is from RefSeq and is a predicted model, not a curated record. The transcript has 2 exons.